Fopius arisanus is the source of this 11559-nucleotide messenger RNA. It is a transcript of the gene Kdm3, whose product is annotated as Lysine demethylase 3. Gene Ontology annotation, cellular component: chromatin; histone deacetylase complex. The record is from RefSeq and is a predicted model, not a curated record. Bases 917 to 9085 code for a protein of 2722 amino acids. Gene Ontology annotation, molecular function: histone H3K9 demethylase activity; chromatin DNA binding; transcription coregulator activity. Lineage: Eukaryota; Metazoa; Arthropoda; Insecta; Hymenoptera; Braconidae. Gene Ontology annotation, biological process: regulation of transcription by RNA polymerase II. The transcript is spliced from 16 exons.
AUUAAAAUGAAAAAUAAUAAAUAAUAAAUUCAGUGUUUGAAGAAGAAAAAAGAAACGCCCCCCUGGAACUGUAAGUAAGAGUGCUGUAAUUUUCGAGAGUUUGUUGAAUUUUUGGAGAUUGCGGGUGAAUAGCGGUAGUGUGGUGAAUUUGAAAAAGAAAAGGUAAUCGAUAGUUGGAGUUUUGGGUCGAGAGUUUUAAACCGAACGGAACGAAACGCUAGGUAUUCACGGUACAACUCCGGGACUUUCCCCACCCCGAGCGGUGGUGGUGGGGGCAGAGGUGACGGGGGUGGGGCGCGCACAGGAGGUCGUUGAGGGCCUCCCUGCCUCUUUAGGCCGCAGUGCGCGCUACGCGAUAUCGCUGGCCGGUCAUGUGUAUAUCCCCGUCAUCCAUCACCUCUACACCUGUGCCGUACGAUCCAGUGAAAAAACAAUCACACGAGUCCAACCAGUACAACCCAGUGCAUAUCCCCAAACAAACUCAACUCAAUUCAGAACAUCAAUUUAUCCAUUGUUGUUGUUUACAUUACUAAUAGACCUGGCGUCUCCUGAUGUUUUUUGGAUUUUUAUCGGUGAAUUGUGGGGAGUGAGGGAUGCGAAAUAAGUGAGAUAAGUGAAAAAGUGUCGAGUUGUGGAAAUAGUUUUGGAAGUUCACCUGGUGGUGCUGACCACUGUUUUCGGGUUUACGUGGCAACUGGCCUCAAAACACGUCACGUGAGCCCAAGGCUUGUGGAUACAUCUAGCUGUUGAGAAGAUUCUGGCAGACACCGUAAAUUCCCGCCAACUCCUCUGGAUUGGAGCCAUGGGACCGCUCAGACCACCGGAUUGACCAGCGAAUCAUUGGAUUUUCUUGUGUUGUGAUUGUGCGAUACGGCGGUGUGCUUUUGUUUUUCAUGGGAUAGGUCAGCCGAUUAAUAUGGCGUACAAGUUUAGAGAGGAAAUUGUGGGGAAGAGAUUCCUAUCAGUGAGUGGUUUUGGAAAGCUCAAAGUGAAUAAAAUAAGUGAGUGGGGGUGGCGUGCUGGUGUUAUUCGCGCUGCCAGUCAUAGGGAUAACAACUGUCCUGAUCUUCAGGUUCUCGUCGAGUACGACGACGUUGAAUGGCAGAGACGGGAAUGGCUGUCACCCCACCGUGAUACUGUGUUCUCAUUUUUUCUGAUUGAGAAGGGCCUCUGCUGGUCAGAGCGACCGGAUCCACGACAAAAUAAUCUUCUAAUUGAUCAACACUACAAUCACACAAAUAAUAAUCACCAGCAUCGUCUAAAUGGCAAAUCAAUUCGAAGCACAACCACCAACACCAGCACCGUUGCUUGGCCUGCAAUCAGCUUUUAUCCACUCGUAUCGAGGGCUCAACUCGACGAGGACAUGAUGCCCGUGGAAUUCAUGCAUGACAGGCGAUUGGAAUUUGUGGAUUACAGUACACUUCGACCUUUCACUCAGGACUGGGAAAUCACAAAGAGUUCAGUGCCAUGGGCAAAUGCUGUGAGACGAUGGGCUGAGAUGCAGGAUGGCCAGAGAAUACUUCUGACCACACCGAGUGUACUGGUGGGUUUCAGGGUCGAAGUUUAUCGUGCUGAAGGUACAACGCAAUGGUACACUGCUGUUAUUGUCGGUUACAACGAGUCAACCAAGGAUUUAACGGUGACAGAUGACACAGUUUUGGAGGACCAUAAUGAGGACCCUGGGCUCGUUCAGAUGCGGCUCAUUGGGGAUGGAGUGGUGGAGAGUAUCAUGAGGGGCGAGGUUGUCGGCAUGACGCCGAGGAGGUCGAGGUCGUCGACUGGCCUGAUGACGCACGCCAUCGUUGUGCCGCGAGUCGGGAGGAGACCUCGUGGCAGACCAGGAAACGUCGCCCUAGCAUCACCCCAAGUGCUCGUACCCCCGCAGCUUGAAAAGGAUAAAGCCACAUCCAGAAAUAACAACCGCCGUGGACGCGUCAGUGAGGGUACAGUACGUGACAAGGUCGAGGAAUCCUCUAAAGAGGACAGAGAGAAUAAGGGUCCAACAACUGGUAAACCUGGCAAUCGCACCCCACGACCGGUCCUCGAGGAGACUAACAACGCCUCAGGUAGUGCUGGUAAACUGAGAAAACGUCCAGCCGGGAUCAAGAGCAUCGAGAGCAAUUCACGUAGAUCAGUUCGCAGUAGAAGGACACCAGUAAAGUUCGAGACAGAAAUAGCUGACGAUGAUGAUCACAUCGUAAAGGAUGAGAGACUAGAUACAAGAACAUCUGAAGAAGAGGAAAUUGACGAAGGAUCGGAGGACAUAGAGGAGAGUGAGCAAGGGCCUACCGAUUCCCUGGUGAAGCGUUUCAAGAGCACUCGAAAAUUGAGGUCAGGGAGUAAAGAAUCCAUCGAGGACAAGCAACUAGCGGGUGAACAGGCGGAUAAAGAGGGUGACGAUAAAAUCGUCGAUGUGAGGCAUUCAAGUGUCAAGCCGGAGGAGGACAGUGAGUCACGAGAACGUGACAGAGAGCCAGAGCCACCACCUGCUGAGGCACCAGAUACUGGUGGCAAUUUGGUGACAUUGAUCGACGCUGAGGUAAAAGUUGAGGGUCUGUUGAAUGGAGUGAUCGGUGAGGGUGUAGACGAUAAGUCUGGAUCACCGAAGCCCUCGGUGAAUUUGGUCGAAGCAAGUACUGGCCAAGAGGAAAGGGAUAAGGAGGUGUUGAAGGGAGUUGAGAGGUGUGAGAGUGAGUUGACCGAGUCUGUAAAGCAAGACGGCUCCGUGCUGGAUAGACUUAGUCCUGUGAACGGUGUGCCGGGGCGUCACAGCCUGCUCCAUGAAGAGCAGGAACGUAACCGGCACAACGAGAGUCCAGUUAUACUUGCAGAGAGAUUGAACAAACCACCGCCAAACGUCUCCCAUUAUCCCCAGCAUCAUCUACAGGGCUAUCAUCCGAGAUAUAGCACUGGUAGUCCGGUGAUUCAUCAUCAUCGCGCUAGUCCACAGAGUCAGCAUAUUUUAACAGGACUCAUUGAUGUCAGUGAUAAAGGACAAUCGUUGAAUUCAUCGCGCAUUGGCGAUGAUGCCGGCAGCCAUCUCAUGGAGGUGGAGGCCGGUGCUAUUGGCGGACCUGGGGGGCCAUGCGGUGUCAUUGGUAUUACACCGAUUACUGGGAGAAGUGGUGCUUAUGGUGAUAGUGGAUCAGACAGCGGGAUAAGCUCACUGCGGAGUGCUGGCUCUGGUGACGAGAGGAGUGGCAGUCGUAGCUCAGCAUUGAGUGCUGAAGACACUGCUGUACCAUCGACAUUGGGUAAUUCAGCAGUGCCUGCACGCAUUUGGCACGUACACAGUGUACAGCAUACGUCGUUAAUGAUGGCACAUCCAUCGGGCAGUGCUGGAGGGGCUACCAGUGCUGGACAGACAGUCACUGCACCACCUACAACUACACCCGUUGGAUAUCAGAGCCCUGCUGGUCAUCAUCAUCCUGCUGCUGCUGCUGCUGAGAUGCUGUGGAGACCGCCGAGGUAUCCGUCGUUGUCGCAUUCGUUGUUGGCACCCGGACAACCCACUCCUGAGGAGAUGCUUGAGAGAGAUCGACAUGAGAGGAUGCUUAGGGAGAGACGAGAGGCCGAGGUGCGUGAACUGGAGAAGCGCGAACGGGAGAGAGAAGCUAAAAUGGAGCGUGAGAGACUCGAGAAACAGAGAGCUGCAGAGCAAGCUGUCCACAAACACUUCGAGGAGUCCCUCAGGCUUGCCCAACAAAAGGUAUCUUAUGCUCCGCAGAGAAAUAUGCAGUCUGCCUCAAUGGCGUGGAACAGUUUUAUUCCACUGCCACCACCAGGAAGUAGAUCUCAUCCAGCUGGACCCCCUCACGGUGGACUGACUGGUCACAGUGGACAUCAUCAUCCGGGUGGUGCUACGAGUCACUCGGUGACGGUUGCCCAGCAGCAGCAACAGCAACGUGAUAGGGAGGAGAGAGACGCCAGGGAGAGAGAACGUGAUGCACAAGCUAGGGAACGUGAGCGUGAACAUUUGGCCGCUGCUGAGAGGCUACACAGACAGGCCGAGGCUAGGGAUCAUGCUGUUGCACAGCAACGAGCUGCUUAUUAUGCAGCCACUGCACCAUCAUCGGCUCAACAGGUAUUGAGACCAUCGAGUGUACCAAGCAAAGUCGAGUACCCACCCCCGCCAGCCCACUCUCGUACCUCAAAAUCUACCUUGCCAGUGCCGACUCAUCACGACAAGCCCCAGGUAGUGGGUCCACCUCUUCCAAAAGCCGAGCCAAACGUCAGUCUGUUCAAUUACUCAGCGUACCAAACCCAGCCCACGUAUAUCCACGAAUUAAAAUCAAAAAACGAUCUCCAGCACAAAUCAAUCCAGGGGAAGCCCUUGUCUCACGAUCGUGAUCAUCACGCUCGUGAAUUACUGCCAAAUCCACCACCCCUCCUUCCAGACCACAAGAGUUCAGUGAUAGUGAAGAACGAGGGUAGAGAGCACCAGAAGGUGGGACCACCGCACUCAUCGAGUCCAAAGAUGAUGUCCUAUCUGAAUGUCCAGCCUCAGGUGCCCCAGGGUCACAAGGGAGUGACGUACGAGUACCGCAGUCCAACGCAGAGUCCUCAUCACCUGCAUCACCUGGACAGCCUGCAGUCAAAAGGUCUGCCAGGUCAUCACAGACAACCAGCAGGCCCCUCGUUACCCCCCAGUCCACAUCCUCACAAUCGUCAGUCUCCCCAUGGCCAUCCUCACCAGGCCCCUCAUCCCUCACCCCCAGAAGCCCGUUACCUCAGCAGGCCAGAGCCUGGUAUCCCCUACGUACCCCCAAAAUCCGCCUACUCCUAUCCUCAUCCACCAAAUGCCUCGCCCACAUCCCACUAUCCCACAACCCCAGGCUCAAAACCAAAAGUCAGCAGUCCAGCACCACCUCAUAUAUAUGGUAAACCAAAUUCUGGAAUAAUGACGGGUACACCAGUCUGUCGUGCUGAGCCAGUUGUAACAGCAACACCCCUUCCACUCACCUCCAAAGCAGGGAGUUCGCCUUACCAGCAAGUGCCUCAUCAUCAUGGGGCACCACCGCAGCAUCUACCACCACCCGCACACAGCAGAGGGCCGCUCUACGAUUCUCGUUUUCCAGCAUCUCUGCCAUCAUCCAAAUUGCCACCUCCACUUCACAGUUCACCACCAGCAGCAUCAGCUCCACGACCUGUCACUCAUCCCCAUCAUCUGACAACUGUUCAGCCAAUGCAUCCAGCGCCUAUCAAUACGAUGCACACGAAUUUCCAGACGCAGCCCCUGGAUUUGGGGGUCGAGAGAUCGUCAUCACCUAAGAGAAAGGCAAUGUCGAAUGAUGGAGGGCCUGUGGCACUUGAGUGCAAGAAGAGGAGGUUUGAGGAGCCACAGCCACUGUCACUCCAGUGUGUGGGUCCGCCAGUCCUGUCGAGGGUCAGUGAGCCAAGUCCUUUGAUUGCUUCAGCCGCCACCUCCAUCACAACUGUCGUCAAUACUGCCCUGCUGCCACAACCCAGCACUCAGGAGAGAACUGUUGUGUCCAUCAGUCCAGCACCGAGAACAGCCAGUGGUGAUGGAUCUGUCAGGCCUGCGAGCACUGGAAGUGUCGGCUCUUUGAAUCCCAGUGCAACUCCCAGUGCUGCACCGAGUCCAGCACCUGCCCAGAGUCCUGUACCUCAGAAUCCAAGUCCAGCCCCCAGCGCUGCAUCCGCACCUGGGACACCUGCCAAGGGAAAUCCAGCUACUGACAGUGAGAAGUCCAAUAGUCCUGCACCAAGACCGCCCAGCAGAACUAAUUAUCCUGUUCACAAACUGAAGAAGGCAUGGCUGCAGAGGCAUUCGGGGGAGGACGCAACUGAGGAUAAUACGGGGGUCGUUGGCAGUGGGUCUUGUGUCACGUUACCUCUCAAUAUCGCACAAGCACCCUCACAACCGCUCAAGGAACGAGAGAGUACGACUACUAGUCUGACAAGUGCCGUUAAUUCUAUACACAAUAUCGGGAGUAUGGCAGUUAAUAGUAUAAAUAAGAGUAAGGUUACCGGGAAGAGUGGGAGGAAACCUGGCAAUAAGGAGAUCAAUGGCCAUGGGGGGGACAGCAAGAGCCUGCAGGAGGACUCGUCCAGCAGUGAUCCUGAGAGGAAGUCUCCGCCCAAGAGGAAACCUCCCAAGGUAAAGCGAAAGAAGGGGGCUGGAAGGAGACAACAGACACCGGUGGAUGAACAACGCAGGAGGAAGGAGGAUAAACAAGUUAGUGGGGGUGAUUCCAGCAAUGAGAGCGAGGUGGGUUCAGCCAGUGAUGAGAGUGAGACUAUUCAACCUACUUCUAGGAGACAUACAACAACUAACUCCAAUAAUUCGUCUGAAAAUGGAAACAACAAGGAGCCACGUAAACGCGGUAGACGGCCGAAGUCGUCGAAGGGAAAUGAUACGGGGGGUGAAGAACAACAGCCACGCCAAAAAAAAGAACGACGUGAUGAGAGCACCGGUAGUGGUGGUGAUGGACAGGACGGCAGUGACAAAACAGAUCCAUUUUACAAACCGUCGAUUCUAGAAUUGAAGAAAACUGGCGAGAGCUGGCUACAGGAUAGUCCCUGUUUUACUGUGGCACCGAGAUUAGUCAAGUGUCGUGAGUGCAGAAUGACACCCAACCAACGACUGAAAACCCAACUACCGAAAAAUAUAUUCUGCAGAUUCUAUGCAUUUAGGAGGCUACGAUACAUAAAGAGUCAGUUGGCCAUUGCUGGGUACAGCGAUCCACACAAAGAUGCUUCCGAGGAAGACCUUCGUCUCUGGCUGCCGGGUAAUCACGAGCCAUCGUCUAACAGUAAGGAUGAGAAGCCUGAGAAGAAUGGGGACGAGAAACCAGCGGAUAAACAACCGUUGGAUCUCGAAAUGGCGUGCAGAUUGUUAAGGCAGGUCGGUGAUCAAUUUUGUGAUCUCCUCCAUCAGGAGAAGAACGCACUGCAGGAACACAUGGCAGAAGCGAGUUCGGGGGUUGUAGACGGAACUGUGGCCUGGAAACGAGUCAUUCAGGGAGUUCGAGAGCUGUGUGAUGUCUGCGAAACGACUCUCUUCAAUUAUCACUGGACCUGUGGUCGAUGUGGAUUCGUCGUCUGCAUUGAUUGUUACAAGGGCCGCAAGGAUGGAACGAUAAAGAUCUGGGGAGAAGGUGGAAAAGGCUGUGACGAUUUUUCGUGGCUGCUGUGCACAAAUCGUCAGGUCCACGAGCCAAAGAGACUGAUGCUGACCCAAAUGAUAGCCGGUGAUAGCCUAACAAAGAUCGGUCACAUGCUGCACGAGGCACGAGCUGAGUGGGGUAUACCCCAGCACUGUGGAUGCUCAAUAGUAAAAUCCACAACAGUUCAACUCAAUGACGUGCUGCGUUCCCUUGUGAAAGGUGAACCUGUGACGCUGAACGGUGCCAUCAAGCAGGAGUUAAAAGACGACAAGAAAGCCCAGAAUGACUCAAACGGUGGUCAAGACGCCAAGACCAACGGCGAGGACAAGAAUUCACCUCUAAACUGGUUGGCAGAUGUUGCCCUGCAGAAUCAAGACAAGAACGAGAGUGGCUCGAGCUCAGAUUCCGACGAGGAUCGCGAUGGUAAUUAUUCAACACUACGAGAACUCCUCAUUCGACCCUCACACAAGCCCAACGGCAGUGGCUCGAGAUCAAAUUCACCCACAAAUACCCCAACAAGUCAAAAUCAGCCUGGAAAUACCAGCCAAAAUAGCGUAAAGACUGGAAAAAAAUCCAAGAUGGAUACACUGGAUGAGGUAAUAUCAAGUGUUAUAGAGCACAGCGUUAAGAAGGAAAAAGACGGCAUUGACAACGAUGACAAACCCAGAGAGCUGAAGCACUUCGUGAGAAGAUACAAAUGGACUCAGCACGGUCGAGAGCCCCUUCCCAUUAGAAUCAUGACUUUAACCGAGAGCAAGAGCCUUUAUCCAGAUGUGCCACACUCGUGGCUGUGUGAUGGUAAACUCCUCAAGCUCAAUGAUCCACACAACAUCAACAACUACAGGAUAUUCCAGGAUCAGUGGAAGAGGGGGCAGCCUGUUAUUGUGUCAGACGUCUCCAAAUCACUGGACAUGGACCUUUGGCAUCCCGACGCUUUUGCACGAGACUUUGGCGAUGAGAAGAACGAUCUCGUUAAUUGCAUGAAUGGCAAUCUCGUGCCCAAUCAACCAAUGAAGAAAUUCUGGGAGGGAUUCGAGAAUUUCUCCAAAAGGCUUAAGGAUGACAAGGGCAAUCCCAUGCUGCUGAAGCUCAAGGAUUGGCCACCGGGUGACGAUUUUGCUGAAUUAUUGCCAUCGAGAUUCGCUGAUCUCAUGAAAGUCCUUCCAUUGUCUGAGUAUACACACAGAGAUGGAAGACUCAAUCUUGCCAGCCGGCUACCGUCGUGCUUUAUACGACCUGAUCUUGGACCCAAAAUGUAUAAUGCCUAUGGCUCAGCCAUGUACUCCAAUAAGGGCACCACUAAUCUUCAUCUUGAUAUUUCUGAUGCUGUCAAUGUUAUGGUUUAUGUGGGGAUACCGCAGGACAGUGAUAAAGAGCAACACAUUGCUGAGGCACUCAGGGCUGUCGAUGAGGCUGGCUGUGAUGUACUGACUAAACGUCGUGUGCGCGAACGUGGCGAGGCACCUGGUGCACUUUGGCAUAUCUAUGCAGCUCGUGAUGCUGAUAAAAUAAGGGAUCUACUCAAUGCAGUUGCCAUUGAGCGUGGAGCAAGACUCGAACCACAUCACGAUCCAAUUCACGAUCAGAGUUUUUAUCUUGAUGGAAAACUCAGGAAAAGACUGUACGAGCAGUAUGGAGUUGAGGGUUAUGCUGUUGUUCAGUGUCUCGGUGAUGCUGUUUUUGUGCCAGCUGGUGCACCACAUCAAGUGAGAAAUCUUCAUAAUUGUAUUAAGGUUGCUGAGGACUUUGUGUCACCUGAGAAUGUUGCUCAUUGCUUUCAUCUUACUCAGGAGUUUCGAGCACUGUCUGAUACACAUACCAAUCAUGAGGAUAAAUUGCAGAUUAAGAAUAUUAUUUAUCAUACUGUUAAGGAUGCCCUUACGGUAUUGGCUAAUGCCAAGGAGGAGGCAAUCUCGAAGCUCAAGGGAAAGGUCGAGGUUAAGGAGGAGACGUAGUUGUUGGGGGUGAGAUUAUCCAGGAAAUAUUCACUCGGUUCAGGCUGAUUUUACCAGAUUCUGAAGCUUCAUUUCUUGUUUGAUGGAUUAACAAGAAAUUCAGUGGCUGGGGGACAUGGGUGGUCCCCCCUUGGGCACCUCGAGGGUAGCAGACGUGGGACUGUGUUCCGGCAAUGGAGACGAUUCAUUCGUAGAGGACCAGCCCUUGUUGUGAUAUGUUUGACGACGAUUUACACAGUGCGGAGUAACGAUUUAUCAGUUUGAUUUUUCUUCUCGGUUUUUUUUUUAAGUUUCUCGGUUGGCUGAGCCAACGGUUAUGCGUUGUUUAUCCGCUCUGAGUUAUCUCCUUCAACUCAGUUAUUUGAUGAUGAGAAAAUUCAAUAGUUUCGGUUGUAACUACUUUCAGUUAUGGUUAAGGACAAUGAAGUCCAUGAGAUUUAUCACCACUUUUUUUUUUCCUUUUCCUUAGGUUUUACUGGGGACGAGGGGGCGAAAGUCCCCACGUUCAGAAUAUUAUUGUGAUACCAGAGGGUCUUUUGGAUCAUGAAAAAAAAAUCAUUUGUAAUUAGUUAUAUCGUGCCUGUAUCCAAUACACACUGUCUAUUUCUAUUGUAAUUGUAGAUACAUGAUUUAGGAUAGUGUUAUUAUAAUGAUAUUGUAAUAAAUUCAUGAUUCGAGGUCGAUGAGAGUGUGUGUGUGUACAGAUUAAUGAACUUUGUGCAAUUUGACGUUGUUCAUCAUCGUGUUGCCCUGUUGGACUAUUUCAAUUGAAUGAAUAAAUAAAUCCGUGUGACUGUCAAGGUUUUCUUUUGUGAGACUCUUUGCGUUUACGAGUUUGUCAACACUGCCUCUAGGUGGAAAUUCACGUACAGGGAAUUGUUUUCGGUUCAUUAUUGAGUUUUAGAUUCUUUUUUUUUUAUCCUGGUACAUGAUGUUAUGCCGUCCUUACAGCUGGACUUGACAUUUCUGUUUAAAUGUUUAUAUGUUUAUUCGGUAUCUAGUUGUCACUGAGGCAGAGCUUUGGGUGAUUGAAUAUGAAGAUUUUGGUGAGCAGGAGUUUUAUUGUACAGCAGAGGCGAUUUUUCUUGUAAAAAGGGGGUUUCUAAGUGCCAAUGGUUGGGAGGGGUGCUCAUAGUCAUUGAUGGAGCGGUAGAGGGAAGAGAUGUUUGGGGAUGAGUUCCUAUACUUUUUUUUAAUGAGGGGGAUGAAACAUUCAAAUUUUUUUUGAGAAUCUGCACUGUUGAGAAAUUUUGAAUGAAUUUUCAAAGUUUUGGAAGUUAAAUAUCGAAUAAAUGAAUCCACAGUUUCUAGAAAUUUCACGGAAACUGGGAAUUGAAAAUCCACAACUUUCAGAGAAAAAUGCUUGGGAAGUAUAAUAUUCAGUGAAUUUUUGAGUUUUAUAGAAAUUGUGGAGAUUGAAAAAUCUUCGUUUUUUCAAUCCGCGAAAAUUCAAGAAUUUCAACUUGAAUUACUCCAGAUAUUUUUUCCUCAAAUUGGAUUAAUUGGAACUUAUCCGAAAAUUCCAAAAUUUGUGUUAACAGUGUAGAUAAUUGGAUAAACAAUGGGAGGCACAUUGUGCGAUUGGAUAAUUGGAUGAUAAUUUUUCAGUUUCGUUGAUCUCAGUAAUUGUCUAGCGAACACAACGACUUGAGGGACAUAAAUGUUUAACGUGUGAAAUUUUUUCCCAGUUUUAGGGUACAUUUCAAGAAGAGUGUAUAAAGAUUUUUGGGAGAAUGUUGGAGGUAAAUUGAGGGACAACGUUCUCAGUGUAUUGUCAUCAUCAGCAGGUAAACUAAUUGUUUUAUCGAUAAAUAUUGUACAUAUGGCAGGGGGGAGUCUUACAUUUAAACAUCGAUAUGUAUACGUAUACAUAUAUAAAUAUGAAGGUUCUAGGUGUAAGGUUUAAGGUCACACUCCAGUCGAUGAGGGGAGAAAAGGGGAAUUUAGGGAAUGAAGUUAUUUACACGCGUCUAUAGAUAGGAUUAUUGUCAUUAUCAUUCUUAAUGUAAUCAUUAUCACGAUUUCAUCGUUAGGAGAAGAACAUGAUAUUUAAAUGUUGCUGAAUAUGUCGAGUAGGUGGAAAAGGGAAUUAGAAAAGUAAAAAAAAAAUUAAUGGGGGGUGCAGACGUUUUAUUGUCGACGGGAUACAUAAAGUGAGUGUUUGGGUGUUAAAUACGUGGAGUACGUGCGUGUGAAUAGGUAAUGCAUUGGAUGAUUGGGGUGGAUUACGAAGGGACGGGCGGAGUGGAAUUACGUAUGGAUUAAGGUGUAUAGUGUGUACAGUCUUUAGGAGAAACGUAAUUAGGGGGGAGGAGGUGAUUACCUAUUGCCCAGUGUCCUGAUAACCAUCGGCCGACCCUUUCUCAAAGUCAUGGCAGUUAUGAUAACCGCGGGCCGGCGGAGGUUUGAGUAUAAUUUUUUGUACUGUGUAAAUGUAAGAAUACGUUUGAAUAAGAAAUGUUUAUAUUAUAAAA